Prorocentrum cordatum is the source of this 555-nucleotide messenger RNA. NCBI's taxonomy places the organism in Eukaryota, Dinophyceae, Prorocentrales, Prorocentraceae. The record is from the annotation of a GenBank genome assembly.
AUGGCGGGGCGCGCGGUGCACGCCUGCCCGUCCUGCCAGCAGCUGCGCGGCCUCGCGGAGGCCGAGCUCGCGCCGGCGAGGCGCAGGGCGCUGAGCCAGGCGUGCGCCAGGGCGCAGCGGAAGAGGCGCUGGCAGGACGCACAGCCCGACGGGGCGAGCCUCUGCGACCCGCCCUGCGGAGACCUCCAGCCCGGGGCGCGGCCCAGGAAGGCGAGGGUGCUGCCCAGCGGGGGCCCGUCGGCCGACGCCCCGGCGGAGCAGCCUCCCGCGCCGCAGCCGGCGCGCGCCUGGCGGCGGAGGCUCGGCGUCGGGGCCCAGCCCGCGCAGCCGGCAGCGGGCCCUGCGCGCCCCGGCACCGCCCAUCUCGCCAUGGCCUCCGCGCAGGCCGCUGCCGCGGAGAAGACCGCCGCGGGGGAGGCCCGGUCGGUGGAGCACGUGGCGCUGGCGGACGAGGGCAGCGAGAGGUUGCGCCUGGCCGCGCGGGCUCUCUGGGCCUGCGGGCGUUUCGCCGCGCCCCUGUCGCAGGGAGCGGCGGGCCUCGUCCUCGAGCUCUGA